Messenger RNA from Lactuca sativa (garden lettuce), 1705 nucleotides. Its product is annotated as protein PSK SIMULATOR 3. Gene Ontology annotation, biological process: positive regulation of growth. The record is from RefSeq and is a predicted model, not a curated record. NCBI's taxonomy places the organism in Eukaryota, Viridiplantae, Streptophyta, Magnoliopsida, Asterales, Asteraceae.
GCUUCAUCCCCAUUACUAAAAGAGGGAUAUUAUUCUCCGCAUUUAUAAAGUAAUUAAGUUGACGCUCUCCCACUGCAUGUGGCUUUUCGUCUUUCUCAGACACACCACGAGUUUCAAUCCUCAAUCCAAUUCAUCUCUUUCUGAAUCUGCAACUCUUUCGUCUACAAUUCUGAUUCUUCUAAUCUGUUGAUCACACAAUAUAUAUGGCUCUCGAAACAUGGCUAAUCAAAGUCAAAAAAACCAUAUCACAAAGCUUCGAUUCAGUUCGAGCUACCCCACCACCCAAAACUCCGGUAAUCAAGAGAUCAAGAGUCGGAGUUUUAGCAUUUGAGAUCGCCGGAAUCAUGCCGAAGCUCACCCACAUGUGGCGGUUUCUCUCCGACGAAAACAUCGCUCAUCUUCACAACGAAUCCAUAUGCCUAGAAGGUGUUCGAAAAAUUGUCUCAGACGAUGAUCAUUUUCUUCUCGGCUUAGCCUGUGCAGAGAUCGUUGAGAAUCUCAGAGUUCUCGCGAAAUCCGUCUCCCGGAUAAGCAAAAGGUGCGACGACGCCAUUCUCAGAACCUUCGAAACCCUGUUUGAUGAGUUUGCGAACUCGGAUCACGAUCGUUAUAAUUGGACUCUAAACUCGAAAGAAAUGGAAGCUAAGAUUAAGAAGAUGGAGAGAUACGUAACAGCUACAGCUAUACUUUACAGAGAGAUCGAUAAUCUAACUGUCAUCGAGAAUAAUUUGAAGAAAUCAUUGACAAACAGUAAAAAGGAUAAUCAUGAACAGGUGUCUUCAAAGCAACAGAAGAUUCUCGAUCUACAACAAAAGCUCCUUUGGCAACGACAAGAGAUCAAGUACGUAAAAGAGAAAUCUCUAUGGAACAGAAGUUUCGAUUCAGUAACUUCAUUACUUGCCACAUCAAUCUUCACAAUUCUUUCACGAAUCAAAUUUCUCUUCCAAAUCACUUCCCACUCAUCUGAUCAAAUCUCGAAUUCUUCUUUUUUUGAAACAAACACAAAGAUCUUAAAACCAUCACCGAACACAUUAGGAUCUGCUGCUUUAGGGUUACAUUAUGCGAAUUUGAUUGUUGUGAUGGAGAAGAUGAUUAGGUCACCUCAAUUAGUCGGAUUUGAUGCAAGAGAUGAUUUGUAUUCAAUGUUACCUAAUAGCAUACGAUUGUUAUUAAGGCAUCGAUUGAAAGGAAUUGGGUUUACAGCAAGCGAUCCAGUUCUUGCAGGUGAAUGGAGAGAAGCUUUAGGGAAGAUAUUGGGGUGGUUGUCGCCAUUAGCGCAUAACAUGAUCAAAUGGCAAAGUGAAAGAAGCUUUGAACGUCAGAAUUUGAUGCCAAAAACGAAUGUUCUUCUUCUUCAAACGUUGUUUUUUGCUAAUCAAGAGAAAACGGAAGCUGCAAUUACUGAACUUUUGGUUGGAUUGAAUUAUAUUUGGAGAUUUGAAAGAGAGAUGAAUGCGAAGGUGUUGUUUAAUUGUACAAAUUUCAAUUCGUUCAAGAAUCAAGAGGAUACAAGUUAAGUAUACCCUUUUUCUCUUUUUAUUUUUUUUCCCUUUAUGUUUACUUUUGUAGAUUAGUGCAAACUACAAAGAUCUGUUUUUGAUCUGUUAAAUGUACUACUAAUGUUUUUAAAUGAUAUAUGAUUGAGUCAAUUUUACGUAAAGUAAUCAAAUUGGAAUUGAUAAAAUUUAUGGAUGAUAUUGCUGUA